AUGGGUAAACUCAUUUGGAAUCAAUGGGCAAGAUUGAUCGCUCUUACUGCUGGUACCUUUGAGGUAAUAGGAGGGAUUUUCGGUAUCUUUUAUCGUUAUUCUAUGUUCAAAGAUGUCCUAAAGGAUAUUGACUUUUUGUUUAAUCCUUUCAACGUUGUGGCAAUUAUCUGCAUUGUUUUCGGGUUAAUAGUACUGGCUAUCGAAUUACCUUUACAAUUCCUUAAAAAUACAAUCAUAACAACAUCUUUCAUUCCAAGAAUAAUUUUAUAUUUCAUCAUAUCAGCAAUUUCGGUAUUUAACUAUCAAAAUGUAAAUCCCGCACUGUAUUUAUUCAUUGCCACGUUAAUGUAUGUUAGAGCCGCGAUGAACGGUGAGAACAACAAGGUCAAUAGUAAUUUAAGAUCGAGAGUGUAG
Messenger RNA from Funneliformis caledonium, 414 nucleotides. NCBI's taxonomy places the organism in Eukaryota, Fungi, Glomeromycota, Glomeromycetes, Glomerales, Glomeraceae. The record is from the annotation of a GenBank genome assembly.